AUGCUACAGAUCAUUUUCACCACCACCAGCUCCUCCUCCCCCACCUUCCACUGCUAUUCAUAUCCAUUGAUAUCCAUUUGCAAUCCACGCCGGAGCUCCGUACCCGAUACGCCAGCCAUGCGCGGCUGCAGUUACGUCUCUGGCCUCGAGACUCCUUAUUCCGCUCCCAACAAGUUGCAACAAGCUGCAAACUGGCAAACUGGUUCAUUGGCUGGCAUCAACCCUGCUCCCCUGGUCCCGUCUGUCACACCACCUGUCAUGCCAGCACCCAUUUGCACGGGGGCACGGUAA
This is a messenger RNA of Akanthomyces muscarius, 291 nucleotides long. RefSeq lists its product as uncharacterized. The record is from RefSeq and is a predicted model, not a curated record. NCBI's taxonomy places the organism in Eukaryota, Fungi, Ascomycota, Sordariomycetes, Hypocreales, Cordycipitaceae. The coding region runs from base 1 to 291 and encodes 96 amino acids. The transcript has 2 exons.